AUGAGUUCAACAGUAUCUUCUAUCUUUAGUACUAGUGAGGUCUCAGAUCAUCAUAAAUUUAUUGAUGAUAUUAAUCUUUAUGAAUUAUUUUCACCAUCAUUAUCAAAUAAUACACCAAUAUUAACAUCAGCUUUCAAUAGUUGUUAUCAAAAAGCACUUCUUUCAUUAAAUGUACAUCUUGAAGAUAUAGAUGCACAAACAUUAUCAUCUUUAAAAAAAGAUUUAUCAUCAUAUAAUGUAAAUGAAGAUGAUUUUGAUGAAACAGUUUUUCCAAACCGUUCCUUAACACCAACAUCAACAACAAUAUCUCAAUGGCGACAUGAACAAUUUUUAAAUGAAAAAUUUCUUCGAAUACUUAUUCCAAUUGUUACAGAAAAUAUGUAUUCAAUAGUUUUACAUUGGAUUGAACUUGAAUUACAAAAUGAAGAAGAACGUGGAAGUAAAAAUGAACAAAAUAAAAAUGAUUUAAAAAAUAAAUUAUAUGAAUUAAAAUUUAUGGAAAAAUCAAUUGAUAUUGAAAGAUUAUAUGAAUUAAGUGGAAAUUCAAAAGAGAUUUUAAUUGAACAGGUUGAUUGGAAAUUAGUUGGAACAAAAAUGAGAAGUAUAGGUGGUUUUAAAUAUUUUGAUGAAUCUUCAUUAAAACGUAUGUGGAAACAUCGAUGUCAAUAUGGAUUAAAUAUUUCAUGGUCAGAUGAUGAAGAUAAACUUUUAGAUCAAUUAGUUGAACAAUAUGGUUAUGGAAAAUGGAUAGAAAUUUCACAACAUGAAAUAUUUCAAAAAAAUAAAAAAUCAGCAUACAUGUGUGCACAACGAUAUAUGUCAAAAAAGAAUAAACUAUAUUCAAAAAGACGUUUUACACAAACUGAAAAAGAUCUUCUUUUAUCCAUGUACAAAUAUCGUUGUUCAGUAAUAAAAGAUUAUCGUUUUUGUGUUUCUUAUGCUGCUUAUCUACUUGGUGAUCGAUGUUUACGUGAAAUAACUCAUGUAUGGACAUAUCUUAAUCCUGAUAUACAAAAAAAUUCAUUUACACCAGACGAGGAUGCUAUUUUACUUCAACAUGCCAAUCAAACUUCAUCAAUUUGUUGGUCAACAUUAGCUGCUAGUCAUCUACCUAAUCGAUCAGCUGUUCAAUGUCGACAACGUUAUUCGCAAUUAACUAAAGUACAAUCGACUGAAAAGACAAAACAAACAAAUCAAAAAACAAAUUCUUCUCGUGUAACGAACUAUAUUCAAUGGUUACAAAAACAACCAAUUCACACUCAAAAGUUUCUCCAACAGUUUUAUUCAAAAUCCCGUUUGACUCAUCUACAUAAAUCAAUAAUUGAAAUGCAUUCAAAUAAAAUUGAAUUAUUAAUGCAAAAAUUUGAUAACAAUCAAAAUAAUGUUGUUAAAUGUUUACCAUUACGAGAAUUCAUUCUUAAACUUAAUCAGUCAACGGUGACUAUUGAUGAAAUCUACGCAAAAUUUGUUAAUAAUUUGUGA
Rotaria sp. Silwood1 is the source of this 1482-nucleotide messenger RNA. Lineage: Eukaryota; Metazoa; Rotifera; Eurotatoria; Philodinida; Philodinidae. The record is from the annotation of a GenBank genome assembly.